Molecule: messenger RNA, 2170 nt
Organism: Condylostylus longicornis
Lineage: Eukaryota; Metazoa; Arthropoda; Insecta; Diptera; Dolichopodidae
Exons: 8
Coding region: 113-1777 (554 amino acids)
Source: RefSeq, a predicted model, not a curated record
UUCAAUACAGUAAAGAAUGAUUUCUUAUUUUAUUUGAGAAAAAUUUCGAUAAAUACGUUUUUCUAAUAAUACUGUGCCGUACUUUAAUGUUUUUAUAGAACAAAUUAAAAUAAUGUUAUUAAAAAUAUGCUGCGUUGUAGUGUUUUUACUGCAAACAGAAUGUGUAUUAGGGCAGGAAUAUCACCUCAAAAUUACACAUUUUGGACCUUUAAUUUAUGGAUUUAAUAUAACUUUUUCAGCCGCUCUUUAUCAAGAUAAUAUUGUUCAUGCUGAAAAUGUUUAUUUUGUGUGGUCAGACAAUACUGGUCAUGAAAGCAAGGAAAUAUUUUCGAACACAUCUAUUUCGAAUUGGACUGUUAACUACAAGGAAUCGAGCAGAUAUCAGCCCAUAGAGGUUUCCGUGAAAGCAUAUAAAAAGAUAUUAAUAUUAUAUGAAAUUGCGCGAGCAAAAGUGAAGGUUAAUGUUUCCUCGUUAGCUCAGGGUAAUUUGAUUUUAGAUCAGAAUGGGACAAUCCGAGAUAACGAAUACAUUUCAACCAAAGAAGCAGUUAAUCACACAGUCGUACUUGACGUAGCGACUGAAAAUUACCUAAACGAAAAAGCAACAACAAUAACAACUUAUUGGUUUCAAAAUUGCAAAUAUAUUGGGCAAACAGAAGGAUUGACAUUUAUUGAUAAUUAUACUAUUGAAAAUGAAGAGUAUGACAUCGAAGCUUUGGUUAUUGGAUCUUUCGACAUUUUGCCAGAUCCUACAACUACAACUACGACGACAACAACUACUACCACAACUACAACUACGACCACCACGACAACAACAACCCCUAAACCAAUAAGUGCCACUGAAAAAACUUCUCCACCAUCAAAUAGUUCUCUCGUUGAUUCUGUCCAAAGUUCGUCCAAUACAACUGCUUCCUCAAUAGCAAUCGAGAAUUCUAAAAGACAGAAACGAAAUAUUUUGAGUAGAUCAGAAGCAAAUUCAACUUUAACGGUUGCAAGCGAUUACGACAUAGUAAAGAAUUCGUCUAGAGAAGGAGAACUUUUAAUACAACUUCAAAAAAAUAUUUCAAAAUAUAAACCAGUAAAAAUAAAUUCUUUAAGUAAUCACCCCUACGUUUGCAACAAUUCAGAUGUUAUGCCCGAUCCAAAAAAAAUAUAUGGUCAUUUUCGAACUAAACUUGUAGCAAAAAUUCCAAUAAAUAACACGACUAUAUCUGGAAAAAAUUGGUUGAAAAGGGAAGAAAUUUUAAGUUUGAAAUUUUCUUGCAAUGGAUCUUCGCCCUUGGAAUACUGCAUACAUUUGAUGAAUGGGCCAUACAAUGUUACCGGAAAUGAGACGUGCAGUACCUGGAUUUCGCUGAAGGCUUGUGAAAUUCCAUUCAAACGAUAUUGCUCAGGCCAAAGUAAAACAGUACUGUUUGUUGUCAAAAAUCCGAUAAGUAAAGUUGUAACGCAAGCAACAAUAAAUUUCUAUGAAGCGAAAAAACAAACACAGUUAUCCGUAAUAGUUGUUCCAGUUACGUUUUGCUUAGCGGCUGUUAUCACAGUAGUAUUCGGAGUUGCUUAUUACAUUCAUAAUAGAGAGAGGUUUUCGGUUGAAGUUGCAGAUUUUAAUUUUGGCGAUACGAAUUCAAUUGAUUUAGAGUAUAAAACGUUCCAACAAAGAUUAGUAGAAAGUUUUAGAGAAUCUGUACGAUGGCCUUGGCAGUUUAGAAGGAAUUCAGAACAAGAUCUCGUCACAAAUGAAGACAAUAAUUUAAGAUAUGGUCCUAUGUCAUAAAAUAACUCACGUCAUUAUAACUUCAUUUUUCUAUGUUAUGUUCAUUUUUUAAAUGAUUUUUCGCUGCAUUAAUAUAUCCGAUCAAUAAAUGGAUUUAUAUUUCCAAAUUAAGAUUUUAUUAUAAUUAUUAAGGUUAAGUGUUAGAAAUGUGAUGCUAAUAGACUUGGAAAGAAGGAAAUUGUUGUAAUUUUAAAAUUAAAUAAUAAUUAUUAAAAUAUACGUACAUUAAUAUAAAAUAUUGUUUUUGUACCAUUUAAGUAAUAAAUUUCAAAAUUUAUUUUUAAAUAAAGUUAUGCAUACUUGAAAACUUUAGUUUAGCAGGUUUAAACAUCAUAAAUUUGUAUUAUUUUAUAAUAUUUUAUAAUUGUCAUUAUAUAUGUACGAUUAGAAUAU